Linepithema humile (Argentine ant) is the source of this 3571-nucleotide messenger RNA. Lineage: Eukaryota; Metazoa; Arthropoda; Insecta; Hymenoptera; Formicidae. The record is from RefSeq and is a predicted model, not a curated record.
CGGGCGGCAGUGCCACACGAAUCGUCGCGGUGAACGGCGGCUCGAAUGCCAGCUCUCGAUCGCGAGACUCGAGUUAAUCGUUUAUACCGAUAGUAUUCUCCUUCGCUAUCGUAACUCGCGCCUCGCUCGCGAUCUCUCGUCUUCCGCCGUGCAAGGAUCGCGAACCGCGCCCUGCUCGAAAUUUUUAGCCUCCAAGUGUUGAGUUUCAAGACUCCGUCUCCGACUUUUAGCACUUUCGAUCCUGAGAGAUUUUUCCGAUUGCUUGUGUUUUUUGAAUCGUCCAACAGCGAUACUGCAUGAUGUACGCAUUGCUAUUGGUGAUCGCGUCGCUUCUUGCUUCUUCGAGUAUUCAUGUGCUCGCACGCGAUGUCGAUUUUUGUCUUGCGGAUGAAGAUAACCCAUAUUUGCACAUGGCCACGAAAACUGCUUACCACUUCGUACACAGUGGCAAAACUCGGUUCGAGACUGUACCACACUGCCGACCAGUGCAAAUCUGGAUGCUUGCGACACACGGAACACGUUGCCCAACCCUCAAUGAAAUUAAUGAGAUCAGCAAUCUAACUGAUCUCAAAAAUCAGAUACUUCACAAUCAUGAAACACGCCGCGACGGUCGCCUGUGUAAUCGAGAUCUGGAGAAUCUGCAGAAUUGGAAGCCAAACGAGUAUCUGAUGCCGCAGCGGGCGGAAAACCUGACGCCGCAGGGGGUUGAGGACAUGAAGCUGCUGGCGAGAAGAUUGCAGAGCAACUUUCCGGAGUUGUUACAACCCAAUUCAAGCAACAUUACAUCCACUAAUUACAAGUUCCGCGGCACCGAAGCACGCGACAGUAUGUCGUCUUUCAUGGAAAGUUUGUUCGGCAGCAGAAAUAUUAUACUUCCCGAAGAGAGCUCCCUCAAUGAUACUUUAUUGACCGCGUACAAAACGUGCAGCUUGUGGGACAAUUUGAAGGAUGAGCAAGUGUUUGAAAAUCCGGAACGCAAAAAAUUCGAGACAGGACCAGAGUUUCAGAAUCUUCUGAAGAACGUUAGUCGACGACUCGGUUUUCUGUAUAACAUAUCCAUUGAAAACAUUGACGCUAUGUACGACGCGUGUCGAUACGAAAAGGCUUGGACCGUCAAUCGAUUGUCACCUUGGUGCGCCGCUUUCAGCAAGGAUGAACUUUACGUUUUGGAAUACAGAGAAGAUCUCGAUUAUUAUUACAAAGCGGGCUAUGGACGUGACAUCAAUGCUCGUUUGGGAUGCCCAUUAUUACACGACAUGAUGCAACACUUUUGGAACGUAGCACGCGACGAAAUGUCGAACGAACCCCUGGGCAUCUUUUACUUCAGCGAUAUCGUCAGCCUGCAAAAUCUUCUAACUACAAUAGGUAUAAAUGAGGAUAAAACGCGAUUGACCGCCGACAAUUAUAAGCAUAUGACCGAACGACAAUGGCGCACUUCUUUGAUAUCGUCCUUCGCUUCGAAUCUCAUUGCAGUAUUUUAUAAGUGUAAUGAUAGCAAUAACCGCAACAAAGUGAUGUUUUAUCUGGCGGAAAAACCAGUGCAGUACGAAGGCUGCCGAGUGGGCCUCUGCGAUUGGGAUUUUUUGAAGAGCAAAUUCGGUAAGUUGGCGUCCAAUUGCAAAUUGGACGUCUGCUGGAACACGGGUGGAGCGUCCUCCACUUUACCAAAUUCUAUAAUCAUUUUACUGAUGUGCUAUAUUCUAGUCGGCCUUGGUUUUAAGCAACUAAUUUGUUAACAACUGACAGAUGUGACUAUGGCUAGUCCACGGACACGUCGAGUGUUGGGUGAAUUGAAGCCCAAAGAUGAAAACAAUAAAUGCUUCGAAUGUGGCAACCACAAUCCACAAUGGGUAUCUGUAACAUACGGCAUCUGGAUAUGUCUGGAGUGCUCUGGGAAGCAUCGUGGUUUAGGUGUUCAUCUGUCAUUCGUUCGUUCCAUUUCUAUGGACAAAUGGAAGGAUGUGGAGUUGGAGAAAAUGAAGGUUGGUGGUAACAGAAAUGCCCGAGAAUUCUUUGAAAGUCAACCCGACUGGGACGAAUCCAUGUCCAUCUCGCAACGUUAUAAUACGAAAGCAGCAGCAUUAUAUAGGGAUAAGAUCGUGUCGAUGGCGCGAGGAGAAGUCUGGAGUCCGAGCAGCUCAACAGCAAAGGAUUUUCAACCAUCAAUGUUCGGUGAAAGCAGGCAAGAGCACUCGUAUCAGAGCGAUAUGACCUCUUAUCAAAAUAUGGACAGCCUGAAGACACAGACAGAAACCUUUUUCGCAAGGAAGCAAAACGAAAAUGCCAGUCGUCCAGAUAACAUUCCACCCAAUCAAGGGGGCAAAUACGGCGGUUUCGGUUAUCAAAUGGAUCCACCACCCAAAAGUUCAUCCCAGGAAUUGUUCGAUACUGCUGUAUCUUCGUUAGCCAGUGGCUGGUCAAUAUUCUCCUCCUCGGCGUCGAAAAUAGCGAGCAAAGCUACUGAAAACGCCAUGAAGAUCGGAGGACUCGCGUCGCAAAAGGUUCGCGAUGGCACAUUGUUAGAGGACGUCGGAGCCCAGGUCAAUACUUUCGUUGCUAAGGUGGGAGACAUAACGAGACGUGGGGGAUGGGGUGACAUCGCUGGGACCAAUUCAGCCGAGCAACAAAGGCAGUACGAUUCCAUGGACCGAUAUCAGUAUUCCUCCGAUACGUAUCAGAAUAACGAUUCGAUACACGCAAAUCGCUCCAAUGAGAAAUCGUCCCUCGUGAGAAGUUCCAGUUCGAAGAGUAACAUUUCCACUGGCAAUUCUUCGAAUACGUCGAAUUGCGACUGGGAUUGGGGAAAUGACGCAAAGCAAGCGAGCAAGACAAUAUCCUCGAAGAAGCAGCAGGUGAAAACAGAGAAGAAGGAAGAAUCAUUGAUUAGUUUUGAAGCGGACAAUAAAGCACAACAGAAUUGGAACUCCAAAGCGGAAGACGACGCCUGGGAAAUACUAAAUAAUUGACUCCGAUAUGAUUAGCGCGAAUUUAGGAAAAGGGUGUCACUAUUGACGAAUUAAAGGGAGAAGACGGACAUAUGCCCUGAGGUGUGUUUUUUGCACAACAGCCUAUUUUCCUAAUAUUCGCAAAAUGGGGUAAACUUUUAUUUAGUAAUUUGUGACGCGAUAAGAGCUGCGUUCGAUUAAAUAAUUAGGCUAAUCAACACGUCAAUAAUCUUUCGAGACAAAACAAUAAUAAUUACCUAUCUCUUGAGUGCUACUGCCCUUUUUGAAAAAAUUCUGAAUUUCUAAAAUCCAAAAAUCCCUCAGAAUUAAGAUAGUAAAUAUGAAAAUUUUUCAAAAAAUAAUUUAUAAAAUAAUUUUUAAAUCUGGAACAAAUAUUUUGCAGUACAUCUCUUCAGAGCCAUUCCUGAAAGAAUAAUUUGUAAAAAUUGUUUUUGAUAGUUGCAAUAUAGUUAUAUUGAGAUUUAACCUUUAAAUACGUUUUAAAACAUAUAAAAGUAUAAAUGCGGGGUCUUCUAAGGACUUUAUAUUAUCAAUUGCGUUGCCGGCGAUGUUGCGCAUAUUGUAAUCAUAAAUUAAUAAUAAAUAAAAAUUUAAUAAAUUAUAAA